This is a messenger RNA of Sodiomyces alkalinus F11, 1380 nucleotides long. RefSeq names its product pyruvate dehydrogenase protein X component. The transcript is spliced from 2 exons. Gene Ontology annotation, biological process: pyruvate decarboxylation to acetyl-CoA. The coding region runs from base 1 to 1380 and encodes 459 amino acids. Gene Ontology annotation, cellular component: pyruvate dehydrogenase complex. Gene Ontology annotation, molecular function: dihydrolipoyllysine-residue acetyltransferase activity. The record is from RefSeq and is a predicted model, not a curated record. NCBI's taxonomy places the organism in Eukaryota, Fungi, Ascomycota, Sordariomycetes, Glomerellales, Plectosphaerellaceae.
AUGAUUUCCACCGUACUACGAAGGGGUGCCCUCUCCCAGGGUCUCCUCCGGAAUGGCCUCUAUCAGACGAUCCGCCUCUACGCCUCGUAUCCGCCGCACACUGUCAUCAAGAUGCCGGCGCUAUCGCCUACCAUGACGGCCGGCGGUAUUGGCGCUUGGCAGAAGAAGCCCGGCGAUACCAUCGCGCCCGGUGAGGUGCUUGUUGAGAUUGAGACCGACAAGGCCCAGAUGGACUUUGAGUUCCAAGAGGAGGGUGUCGUUGCGAAGCUUUUGAAGGAGACUGGCGAGAAGGACGUCCCCGUUGGCAGCCCGAUUGCUGUUCUCGUCGAGGAAGGCACCGAUGUCAGCUCCUUCGAGGGCUUUACCGCCGCCGAUGCCGGAGGCGACGCCCCCAAGCCCGCCGCGAAGGAGGAGAAGACCGAAUUCAGCAGCUCCCAGCCCGCGCCCGCCCCUACCCCCGCGCCCGAACCCGAGCCCGCUUCCCAGUCGACCGGCGGCCUCCUCGAGCCUUCCCUUGACCGCCACCCCAACGCGACCCCGGCCGCCAUCCGCCUCGCCAGGGAGAACGGCAUCAAGGUGGACGACGUCCAGGGCACCGGAAAGGGCGGUAAGAUCACCGAGGAGGACGUCAAGAAGGCCGUCGCCUCGCCUGCCACCGCCGCCUCCGCCCCCGGCGCCACCUACGAGGACGUGCCCAUCAGCGGCAUGCGCAAGGUGAUCGCCUCGCGCCUGCAGGAAUCCGUGCAGAACAGCCCGCACUUCUUCGUCACCAGCUCCAUCUCCGUCAGCAAGCUCCUCAAGCUCCGCGCCGCCCUCAACGCCGCCAGCGAGGGCAGCUACAAGCUCUCGGUCAACGACUUCCUCAUCAAGGCCAUCGCCGUGGCCUCGCGCAAGGUGCCGCAGGUCAACGCCUCGUGGCGCGGCGACGUCAUCCGGCAGCACAAGACCGUCGACGUCUCCGUCGCCGUCGCCACCCCGACCGGCCUCAUCACCCCGAUCGUCACCGGCGUCGAGGCCCGCGGGCUCGAGUCCAUCUCGGCCCAGGUCAAGGCCCUCGCCGCGCUGGCCCGCGACAACAAGCUCAAGCCCGAGCAGUACCAGGGCGGCUCCAUCUCCAUCUCCAACAUGGGCAUGAACCCCGCCGUCGACCACUUCUCCGCCAUCAUCAACCCGCCCCAGUCCACCAUCCUCGCCAUCGGCAGCACCAAGAAGGUCGCCGUCCCCGCCGAGAACGACGACGGCUCCACCGGCGUCGAGUGGGACGACCAGAUCAAGAUCACCGGCAGCUUCGACCACCGCGUCGUCGACGGUGCCGUCGGCGCCGAGUACCUGAAGGAGCUCAAGAAGGUGCUUGAGAACCCUCUCCAGCUUCUUCUAUAG